This is a messenger RNA of Temnothorax curvispinosus, 909 nucleotides long. RefSeq lists its product as uncharacterized. The transcript is spliced from 2 exons. Gene Ontology annotation, molecular function: catalytic activity. The annotation marks the transcript as partial. The record is from RefSeq and is a predicted model, not a curated record. Lineage: Eukaryota; Metazoa; Arthropoda; Insecta; Hymenoptera; Formicidae.
AUGCCUGUCAAGGAAGCGAUAGAACUACUUGACAGACAAAAUGAGGGUCUCCAAGCCGCGGACUGGGUGGUCGCGAGGGGUAGCGAAAGUAGGGAUGCUACGAGCACCCACUUCGCUGCCCUUAUUGGGGAGGGAGCGUUGAGUGCUCUUAAAGCGCUCAACUUUAAACCCUUCUGUGGACUCAGCCAGGCGACAGUUAGCAAAAGCGCCUCGGCGGUUCUAGCCAGGUGCGCAGCUGUGAUGCAUACAAAGCAUUUAUUCCUCAUCCAAGAGCCGUGGCUCGUCAAGGGACACAUUAAGGGCCUUGGAGGUUGUGGUAAAUUGUUCAAAGCAGACAAUGCAGAAAGACCAAGAGCCUGUAUUGUGGCGAAAGGUCUGGAUGCCUGUCUAUUACCACAAUUCAGCGACGGCGAUUUAGUAGCUGUAAGGCUGAAACUCAAUACAGACGAUGGAGAGGUCAGGGACCUGAUAGUGGGGUCUGUUUACAUGCCCUACGAUUCAGAGGAACUACCUCCCCAAAGAAACAUGAUAGAGCUAGUAACUUAUGCGAAGGAAAGUGGACUAGAGCUCCUCUUGGGCUGUGAUGCGAACUCACACCAUUUGGUGUGGGGAAGCUUCGACAUAAACCCAAGAGGGGAGAGCCUACUUGACUUCAUCAUGAGCACUAACUUACAAAUCCUAAAUAGAGGAACAGAACCCACUUUCCUGGACUCGAGAAGACAGGAAGUGAUAGACAUUACGUUGUGCACGAGGGGUGUGGUGGAUCUGGUGGCGGGAUGGAGGGUCUCAAAUGAACCUUCAGGGUCCGACCACAGACAGAUCCGCUUCGACCUUGUGAACUUACAGAAAGAUAAACAGUGGGGGAGAAACCCCAGAAAAACAAACUGGGAGGGCUUUAGAGCCGACUUA